This is a messenger RNA of Penicillium cinerascens, 1536 nucleotides long. RefSeq lists its product as uncharacterized. The transcript is spliced from 3 exons. Gene Ontology annotation, molecular function: transmembrane transporter activity. Gene Ontology annotation, cellular component: membrane. NCBI's taxonomy places the organism in Eukaryota, Fungi, Ascomycota, Eurotiomycetes, Eurotiales, Aspergillaceae. Gene Ontology annotation, biological process: transmembrane transport. The record is from RefSeq and is a predicted model, not a curated record. The coding region runs from base 1 to 1536 and encodes 511 amino acids.
AUGGGGUCUUUCAACCUAUUUCGCCGUCGAAGGGAGCUGAUGCCCGCCUUUGAGAGGUCCCCCGAGGAGAAAGCGCUCGUGCGACGUCUUGAUACUUUCUUUCUGACGUUUGGCUGCUUGUCCCAAAUCAUCAAGUAUCUCGAUCAGCAAAAUAUCAACAAUGCCUACGUCUCGGGCAUGCAGGAGGAUCUCCAUCUUUACGGUGACGAGCUGAAUUUAUUUACAACCUACUUCAAUGUCGCCUACUGCAUCAUGCUGAUCCCCUCGCAAAUUAUCAUGACCUACGUCCGCCCGAGUUAUUGGCUCCCUGGCCUGGAGUUAAUCUGGGGCCUUAUGACCGGGCUUAUGGCCAUGACAACCAGUGCAAAGCAAGUCUAUGUUCUGCGCGUGUUUCUCGGUCUCUGCGAGAGCUCUGCAUGGCCGGGUUUCAUGACUUUGCUUAUGUACUGGUAUACGCCAACAGAACUAGCCAAGCGCAUGGGCUUCUAUCAUUCAUGCCAAGGGAUGGGAACGCUAUUCGCUGGCUUCAUGCAGGCAUCCAUUUCAAGCACCAUGAAUGGCAGCGGGGGUCUGGCAGGAUGGCGCUGGCUUUUCGUGAUCAACGCAAUCAUCACAGUCGUCUGGGGAUUUGCCGGCUUCUUCAUGAUCCCUGAUCUUCCAAACAAGCCGAACCCUCGCGCAUUCUGGUUCGAGAAAAAUCAUGGCGAAAUUUCGAUGGAGCGGCUCGCUCGCAACGGCCGUGCUGAGCCCAAGAGAGUGACCUGGGCCGGUGCGAAGAGAACCUUCUCCGACUGGGUCGUCUAUUUCAUCGCAGUGUUGUAUGCUGCCACGGUUCUCGGUACCUACGGCUACGUCUACUUUUCUCUUUUCUUAAAAUCUCUGAAGAAUCCCGAUGGCACCCCGCGAUGGAAUAUAUCCGAAGUGAAUGCCAUUCCAAUUGGCGGAUCAGUUAUAAAUGUCGUCUUCGUGUGGAUCUGGGCUCUCUUAUCCGAUUUCCUCCGGACUCGCUGGACCCUGAUUGUGCUCCAGGCGGUUAUUGGAAUCGUUCCGUGCAUUAUCAUGAGCAUUUGGACUUCGCACCCUGAGUCGGUGGCUCUUUCAGCCGCCUACGCGUCUUACUUCAUCUCGUUCGUCUGUCUCGGCACAGCGCCUCUCAUUUUUGCGUGGCUUUCCGAUCUGAUUCCACAAGACCCCGAAGCCCGUUCGCUCGUGCUUGGUGUAUCGGUUGCUGGAUACUAUGCUAUCUCGGCAUGGUCGCAAGUUCUGGUCUGGCCUGCUUCGCAAGCACCGUACUACAAAUACGGAUGGCAAUCCGCACUGGCGUUACUGGUUCUUGUCAUUAUCAUGACAUGUGCUCUACGUUAUGUUGACGUUCGAUACCUGCUGCCGAAGCGUGAGGCUUUCCAAGAAGAAUUGGAUGGCCAGGAAGUAGGUAGAAAGGAUAGUGUGUCUGGUGCAUCGGAUCAAGCUGGAAAUGCAGGGCCGUCUAAUCGUGAUCGCAAAAGAACUCAAUCUCCCACGGUGAACGAAAUGUGA